Messenger RNA from Lactuca saligna, 1059 nucleotides. The record is from the annotation of a GenBank genome assembly. NCBI's taxonomy places the organism in Eukaryota, Viridiplantae, Streptophyta, Magnoliopsida, Asterales, Asteraceae.
AUGAGGAGUACACAAUCCAAUUCAUUCAAGUCAAAAUUCAAGAACACAGUAGAAACAGUGUUGAAUCUUGAAGAUGACAAUGAUGAUUUCGUUGUUGAACCUGAAGAACAAAUUCAGGAAGAAGAACAUGUGAACCGAGAAAGAAGGUCAAAGAAAAAACUUGAUAAAGCAGUUGAACGAAAGACAAAUAAGGGCAUUGCUGAAUCUGUCAAAGAGGAACAAGAAGAUAAUGUUAGAAAAACAAAUAAGGAAUACCCACCUGGUUUAAGAUACCUUCCAACCAGAAUGAAAUGUGAUAACUUCACUGCAGCUGUUAUGGGAAUGUCGCCAGAACAAAAACAAGCAAUCUUGAGAAUGGGUUUUGGAUCAAUUCUGCAAGUUAAUAUUACAAGUUAUCCGGGACAACUAAGAUACUAUCUUUUAGAUGUGUAUGAUCCCAAUAGUAAACGACUUGUCCUACAAAACUCUGUUAUUGAGAUAACAGAACAAACAGUGCAUGAUAUGAUGGGGUUGCCAUUUGGUGGAGAAGACAUCAAUGAGUUACCAUUGUGUGAUAAGGGAAAUCAAAUUCUAGAAGAAUGGAGGGGACAAUAUAGUUGUGAUAAGUUCAACUGUGAGGAGUAUUUAAGAAGGAUUCAGGCUACAACAAAUGAUAGUUUGAUGUUUAGGCUGAAUUUUUUGACCCUUUUUGUUAACAACUUCAUAGAGUCAAUGUUAAUGGGAACAAAUCAAAUAAAAGUGGUAAGGAAGUUGGUGUUGGUAGAAUACUUUUCAAAGUUAAAUUGGUGUAAAUAUAUGCUUGAUUGUUUGGGAUCUAGAAAAAAACUAUGGAAAAGGGAUGACAAAUCAAGCUACUACAGUGGUCCUAUUACACUUCUGAUUUUGGUGUACGUGUAUGACAUAAAGUAUUCUAUCAAGUUAGACAAAAGGCUUCCUUUUAUUGGGCAUAUAAAUUGUGCUAAAUUAUUAGAGAUUCAACGAUUGGAAAUCAGUUUGGGAGGGUUCGGGAGGCUGUUUCGGGAUGAGCAUGAUGAUGUCGAUAUGGGCGAUGAAACAUGA